Messenger RNA from Lycium ferocissimum, 2282 nucleotides. RefSeq names its product histone deacetylase 15. The transcript is spliced from 18 exons. The record is from RefSeq and is a predicted model, not a curated record. Lineage: Eukaryota; Viridiplantae; Streptophyta; Magnoliopsida; Solanales; Solanaceae. Bases 209 to 2125 code for a protein of 638 amino acids. Gene Ontology annotation, biological process: chromatin organization. Gene Ontology annotation, molecular function: histone deacetylase activity. Gene Ontology annotation, cellular component: histone deacetylase complex.
UUUCUUGAAAUAAAACAAAACCCUAGAAAAUAACGCUCCCCUUUAUUACGGAAAGGGGGGAAAAUAAACUAAAAAAAAUUACAUAUAAAAAGGAACAAACGUGGUUCAAUCGAACUGUUCAUCUACCUCGGCUAACACAAACCCUCACUGUCACAAAUUACGAGAAAAUUUUCUGUUUUGAUUUUCAGAAAUAAUCCAACUUCAUAGUAUGCUUCAAGUGUUCCAAAUUGCUCCAACGCCUUUGUAUUUCAUAUUUGUCACAGAUGAUUGUUAUCGUUGUGGAGAAAUGAUCUUAGUGGAAAAUUGUGUUAUUAUUUCUGAAGGCAACGAGGUCUCAGAGGCAUCUAAAAUGAGCAAUUUAACUGGUGUAAAGACUGAAACCAAUUUGCUAAAUCAAUCGGAAGUUGUUCUAUGUCAAGAUUUAAAUGGAAGAUUGGACAGGGAUGGCUCUGCAGCUGUUUGUGAUUAUACUUGUCAUAAUGAUGGACACUCAGGGGAGGUGUCACAACUUUCUGCAAGAGACUCAGAUGGGAUCUCCGGUUUGAAUGCUGAUCCAGCUGCUAUAACUAAAAGUGCUAAGCGCGAAAAUGAUAUGACCUUGGAGGAUAUGUACAAUGCUCGGUACAAUUUUGACGAGGAGGAUGAUGACAGUGACUGGGAACCAUCAGAAAAGCAAAUAGAAGUUCUGAAGUGGUUCUGUGUCAAUUGUACAAUGGUUAAUGUCGAGGAUGUUGGCAAUUGUGAAAUAUGUGGAGAACAUAGAGAAUCUGGGAUACUCAGGCAUGGAUUUUUUGCAUCUCCAUAUCUGCCUGUAGAGGAUGUCAACCAAGAGGAGUUGCCUGUAACUGAAAAUUCUGAAGAUUUGUGCAAGCAAAGUUCUUUAUCAUCCUUCACUGCUGUAGGGUUCGAUGAGAGGAUGUUGCUUCAUGCAGAAGUUGUAAUGAAGUCUCAUCCACAUCCUGAGAGACCAGACCGCCUUCGAGCCAUUGCAGCUAGCCUUGCUACAGCAGGUAUAUUCCCCGGGAAGUGCUAUCCCAUUCCUGCAAGAGAAAUUACAAGGGAAGAACUCCAGAUGGUCCACUCCGUGGAGAAUGUUGAAGCCGUUGAUAUCACUAGGCGUAUGCUUGCCAGUUAUUUUACACCUGAUACAUAUGCAAAUGAACAUUCAGCAUGUGCUGCAAGGCUUGCAGCAGGUUUAUGUGCUGACCUUGCUUCGGCAAUUUACUCUGGACGUGUCAAAAAUGGUUUUGCUCUGGUUCGUCCUCCUGGCCACCACGCUGGUGUGAAACAGGCCAUGGGCUUCUGCCUCCACAACAAUGCAGCAAUUGCUGCAUCAGCAGCUGAGGCUGCUGGUGCGAAGAAAGUGUUAAUAGUCGAUUGGGAUGUUCAUCAUGGGAAUGGCACACAGGAAAUAUUUGAGAGAAGCAAAUCGGUUUUGUAUAUAUCAUUGCACAGACAUGAGGAUGGACGAUUCUAUCCUGGUACAGGAGCUGCUGAUGAGGUCGGUUCUAUGGGUGCAGAAGGAUACUGUGUGAAUAUUCCUUGGAGUCGUGGAGGAGUGGGUGACAAGGAUUACAUUUUUGCAUUUGAGCAAGUCGUGCUUCCUAUAGCUUUGGACUUCAAUCCAGACUUUAUUAUCAUUUCAGCAGGAUUUGAUGCUGCUAGGGGUGAUCCCCUUGGAUGCUGUGAUGUAACUCCUGCUGGUUAUGCAUCAAUGACUCAAAUGUUGAGUGCAUUGUCAGGUGGAAAAUUGCUUGUUAUUCUUGAGGGCGGCUACAAUCUUCGUUCAAUCUCAUCAUCAGCUACAGCAGUGAUUAAGGUAUUGCUUGGUGAAAGUCCUGUGAUUGACAUAGACAAUAAUGUACCUACCAAAGCUGGAUUGCGAAGUGUUUUGGAUGUUCUAAAGAUUCAGAUGAACUUCUGGCCUACGCUGGAGACAAACUUCACCAAAUUGCAUUCGAAAUGGGGAUCCUAUGCUUUACAGGACACAAGAAAACAGAGUAAAAAAAGACGCAGGACUGGUGUACCAGUAUGGUGGAGAUGGGGGCGAAAGAGUUUGUUGUAUCACGUACUGUCCAAGCAAUUGCGUGCAAGAUCCUGUUGUAAUUACUCUUGUAGAUGUUGAUUCGUAAAGUACAGGCAUUAUGUCCAGACUAUGCUCCUGUUUUGUUAACUGGCCUUACUGUUUCUUGUUCUUGUUUUGUUUAGUCAUUGUACCUCUAUCUAAAUCGUUCCCUGGACGUACUCGGAUAGUAGUUGCAUUUUGCAGUGUUCUCAUCUUA